Molecule: messenger RNA, 3708 nt
Organism: Carlito syrichta (Philippine tarsier)
Lineage: Eukaryota; Metazoa; Chordata; Mammalia; Primates; Tarsiidae
Gene: EXTL3
Product: exostosin like glycosyltransferase 3
Exons: 6
Coding region: 580-3339 (919 amino acids)
Cellular component (GO): membrane
Molecular function (GO): glycosyltransferase activity
Source: RefSeq, a predicted model, not a curated record
AAUCAGGAGAGCAAGCCCUGGAGUUCACCAUUUCAAGAAAGUAUACGCUGAAGUAUAAUGCUACAUAAGUCAGAAAAAGGAAGGAUCCUGAAGCAUAUGGCCUGAUUGUUGACAAUGACAUUAAUAAGAGGCUGGCAUUUAUUUCUGUCCUAACCAGCUAUUGUAUAACUGAGAAUAGAAACUAUGCGUAUUUGUUGGCCAGCAAAACCAAGGAACACGAGCUAUGGCAGUUGAAAAAGUCUGUCUGAUUCCACGAUAUUUCCCCUGGGUUUCAUCAUCCGGAACCUCCUCCCUGUCAUCUCAGCAGCAGUGUGGUACCUUUGACUGUUUAAUAAAGAUUGAGGACGUGCUCUUUGUUCAACAGCCAGAACUUAAAAUCUCCUGGAAUAGGGUCAGAGACCACUUCAGUCGUAGCUGAGGAAGAUGAAAUUUCCAUUUUAUUGGGUGCCUUGUACAGGGAGCACACAACUUUUCUGGGAGCGUGUGAUUGAGAACGAGAUUGAGUUUUGUCGAACAGAAAUUCCUGGUUAUGGCGAGUGACCCGACGUGAGCAGAGGGGGCCGGGCUGCAGAGGAACUCAUGACAGGCUAUACCAUGUUGCGGAAUGGAGGAGUAGGGAACGGAGGUCAGACCUGCAUGUUGCGAUGGUCCAACCGCAUCCGCCUCACGUGGCUCAGUUUCACACUCUUCAUCAUCCUGGUCUUCUUCCCCCUUAUUGCACACUAUUACCUCACCACGUUGGAUGAGGCUGACGAGGCAGGCAAGCGGAUUUUUGGUCCCCGGGCUGGCAGUGAGCUCUGUGAGGUAAAACACGUGCUGGAUCUCUGCCGCAUUCGUGAGUCGGUGAGUGAAGAGCUCUUGCAGCUGGAAGCCAAGCGGCAAGAGCUGAACAGCGAGAUUGCCAAGCUGAAUCUGAAGAUCGAGGCCUGUAAGAAGAGCAUUGAGAAUGCCAAGCAGGACCUGCUUCAGCUCAAGAAUGUCAUCAGCCAGACGGAGCAUUCCUACAAGGAGCUCAUGGCCCAAAACCAGCCCAAGCUGUCUCUGCCCAUCCGACUGCUCCCAGAGAAGGAUGACGCUGGCCUCCCUCCCCCAAAGGUCUUACGGGGUUGCCGGCUCCACAGUUGUUUUGAUUAUUCUCGUUGCCCUCUCACCUCUGGUUUUCCAGUCUAUGUUUAUGACAGUGACCAGCUUGCCUUUGGCAGCUACCUGGAUCCCUUGGUCAAGCAGGCUUUUCAGGCUACAGCUCGAGCCAAUGUUUACGUUACAGAAAAUGCAGACAUCGCCUGCCUUUAUGUGAUAUUAGUGGGAGAAAUGCAGGAGCCAGUAGGGCUGCGGCCUGCCGACCUUGAGCAGCAACUGUAUUCUCUACCACAUUGGCGGACAGACGGACACAACCAUGUCAUCAUCAACCUGUCACGGAAGUCCCAUACACAGAACUUACUAUAUAAUGUCAGCACAGGCCGUGCCAUGGUGGCCCAGUCUACUUUCUAUGCUGUCCAGUACAGGCCUGGCUUUGACUUGGUAGUGUCGCCACUAGUCCACGCUAUGUCAGAACCCAACUUCAUGGAAAUUCCACCACAGGUGCCAGUGAAGCGGAAGUAUCUCUUCACCUUCCAGGGCGAAAAGAUCGAAUCCCUGAGAUCGAGCCUUCAGGAGGCCCGCUCCUUUGAAGAGGAAAUGGAGGGUGACCCUCCAGCCGAUUAUGAUGACCGGAUCAUCGCCACCCUAAAGGCAGUCCAGGACAGCAAGCUGGAUCAGGUUCUGGUGGAGUUUAUCUGCAAAAACCCGCUGAAGCCCAGUCUGCCUACGGAGUGGGCACUGUGUGGGGAGCGGGAGGACCGCCUAGCGUUGCUGAGGCUCUCCACCUUUGCCCUCAUCAUCACCCCGGGGGACCCUCACUUGGUUGUUUCAUCGGGGUGUGCAACGCGGCUCUUUGAAGCCCUGGAAGUCGGUGCUGUCCCGGUCGUGCUGGGGGAGCAGGUCCAGCUUCCGUACCAGGACAUGCUGCAGUGGAAUGAGGCGGCCCUGGUGGUGCCCAAGCCACGUGUUACUGAGGUUCACUUCCUGUUAAGGAGUCUCUCUGACAGUGACCUACUGGCCAUGAGGAGGCAAGGCCGCUUUCUCUGGGAGGCUUACUUCUCCACCACUGACAGUAUUUUUAAUACCGUGCUGGCUAUGAUCAGGACUCGAAUACAGAUCCCAGCAGCUCCCAUCCGGGAAGAGGCAGCCGCUGAGAUCCCCCAUCGUUCAGGCAAGGCUGCCGGAACUGACCCCAACAUGGCCGACAAUGGAGACCUGGACCUGGGGCCAGUGGAAACGGAGCCACCUUAUGCCUCACCCAAGUACCUCCGCAACUUUACCUUGACUGUCACGGACUUUUACCGCAGCUGGAACUCUGCUCCUGGCCCUUUCCAUCUUUUCCCCCACACACCCUUUGACCCUGUGUUGCCCUCAGAGGCCAAAUUCUUGGGCUCAGGGACUGGAUUUCGGCCUAUUGGAGGUGGAGCUGGGGGUUCUGGCAAGGAGUUUCAGGCAGCCCUUGGAGGCAAUGUUCCCCGAGAGCAGUUCACAGUAGUGAUGUUGACUUAUGAGCGGGAGGAGGUGCUUAUGAACUCACUAGAGAGACUGAAUGGCCUCCCGUACCUGAACAAGGUGGUAGUGGUGUGGAAUUCCCCCAAGCUGCCAUCAGAGGACCUUCUGUGGCCUGACAUUGGCGUCCCCAUCAUGGUGGUUCGUACUGAGAAAAACAGCUUGAACAAUCGAUUCCUGCCCUGGAAUGAAAUUGAGACAGAGGCUAUCCUGUCCAUUGAUGAUGACGCUCAUCUCCGCCAUGAUGAAAUCAUGUUUGGGUUUCGGGUGUGGAGAGAAGCCCGGGACCGCAUCGUGGGCUUCCCUGGCCGCUACCAUGCAUGGGACAUCCCUCAUCAGUCCUGGCUCUACAACUCCAACUACUCCUGUGAGCUGUCCAUGGUGCUGACAGGUGCUGCCUUCUUUCACAAGUAUUAUGCCUACCUGUAUUCUUAUGUGAUGCCCCAGGCCAUCCGAGAUAUGGUGGAUGAGUACAUCAACUGUGAGGAUAUCGCCAUGAACUUCCUCGUCUCCCACAUCACUCGGAAGCCCCCCAUCAAGGUGACCUCGCGGUGGACUUUCCGGUGCCCAGGAUGUCCUCAGGCCCUGUCCCAUGAUGACUCCCACUUUCAUGAGCGGCACAAGUGCAUCAACUUCUUUGUCAAGGUGUAUGGCUACAUGCCCCUCCUGUACACUCAGUUCCGGGUGGACUCUGUGCUCUUCAAGACCCGCCUGCCCCAUGACAAGACCAAGUGCUUCAAGUUCAUCUAGGGACAUACAGAUUUGGGGGAGAGGAUGGGCAGAGUGAGGGAGGUGGCGCCUGAGGUUCCUAGGCGUUGGACCUUGGGGACAUCACUGGCGGGGUGGCCCAGAUCCUCAGCCGAGAGCAGCCGCAGGAAGAGUGGGAGGAAGCGGCUGCCUCGAUCUUGAAGUCGGCCACACUGGGCCUGGAGCCCUGGGCAGGAGACCCCGGGGUUCGCCACACAGGGCACUGACUGAUAGCUUACACUGAGGACCAUGGGGACUCUGGAGAGUCACUCACAUAGUUCAUAAGCCCAGGACAGCUGGUUUGUGGCUUUUAAAUUCAGUAACAACUAUUAUUAUUAUUUAAAAAGAGAAAGUUUCAGAUUUGCCAUUCAA